UCCUUUAAUAUUUAACGAAUUGUGUUACGCUCGCAAGUUAAUCAUUGUAUGACUAAGACUGUUAGAUAUGAGAUAUGUCAGACUUUAAUAUCAGAUGAUCUAAAGAUAACGCAUAUCAAAAGGUAUUGUGAUUUACUUAACUAAAACUCGAUCUGGAACAUCUGCAUUUUUUCGUCUAAAGUAAGCACGGGUGAUGAUAAUUGUCUUAAAAGUUUUAUAUUGAUACAAUUUACGUUCAAUAAAUAUACAUCAUUCUCGAAAGAGAAAUCGCAAUUUGUUAAUAUAUCGUUUCUUUUCACAAGAAAGUUUAAUAUUAAAUUUUGGAAGAAAAUGGGUUUGAAAUGGUUUCGGGCAAGUCUAUCGAUGGAGAAAGAAGCGUCUAAAGUUCCAGCCAUGACGGGCUUAUAUCGGAGAAUUUCAUAUUUCGAGCCGGCAAUUAAAAAAAAUGUGGAAGUCUCAUUAUCAACGCCUCCUUUAAUAGCAAGUGAUUCAACGUUAAGUGGCGAUAACGAAACAGUGAAAAAUGACCGCUCAAGAGCAGAUCUUACAAAUCAAACAUCAUCGUCAAUUAUUGAUUCGGAGGAAAUCACGGUAAAAGACAUUGACAACAAACCACAGAUAAACAAUCAUUCAGUUGAAAAUGCGGAGUCUUCUACUUCUACCAAAGAUCCAAAUGUAAAAGAGGAAUCGGCACGUAGCGAGGAAUUAAAUAAGAUAACUAAAGAUCAAAAUAUGUCAGAUACAAAAAGUCCUAUCUAUUCAGAUAAUGAGCUAGUGAUCUAAUAAGGGGAAAAUGUUAAAUAAUGCAUGCAUAUACAGAUGUUUAGCAUGAAAAAUGGAUACAUUUGUCUCGA
Molecule: messenger RNA, 854 nt
Organism: Mycetomoellerius zeteki
Lineage: Eukaryota; Metazoa; Arthropoda; Insecta; Hymenoptera; Formicidae
Exons: 4
Coding region: 331-783 (150 amino acids)
Source: RefSeq, a predicted model, not a curated record